GGGGGGGGGGGGGGACAAAGUAAAGAUCUCCCUCUUCCCCCAUGGCACAGUGGCACAUGGCAAGAUGGGGGAAUAGGAUGUGGAGAGGUUGGGUUGGGCUAGAUGAUAUGCACGGCGCCCAGAUGGGAAACGCCCGGGCGGAUAGAGGGCGGAUAGAUCAACGGGUAGAUCGGUUCUUUGUCGAUUGUUACACUAGCCCCCAGCUGCGCCAUGCCGUAAUCAUGACGCUCAAGAACAACAUCGUGUCGUACACGAUGUGGGAAGCGUUCAGACGCGCGGCUUACUCACCAAAGGUAUCACCUCGAGCUCAAUGCCGUGCACCCGUUCUCAUCGCUGUCUGCCUACGUUGAUUCGCAUAAUAUCGUCUUUGGCAGUAGGUUCCGUACCGACGGCUCGCUCAUCAACCCUUCAGAUAGAAGAUCAAGCGAAACAAGACAGAACAGUCAUCACAAAUAAACCAUGGGACUACCGGCAAUGAGACCCCUCCUACUAGCGGGCGGCAAGUCAACCCGGAUGGGCACACCCAAACACCUCCUCCGAAUGCCCGACGGAACACCCCUGUACCGGCGGCAGCUGCAACUGCUACGCACCCUCUUCCCGGAGCCGCAGACGAUCUUCAUCUCUCUGGCGCAGGAGUCCGAGACAGACGAGUUCCUCGACGAGCUCCUGUCGCAGGCCACCAACCAGUCUGCCGAAGUGGAGGACUGCAAGACACCACCGCCAAGGAUACAGAUUCUACGCGACUACCAACCCGCGAGUCCGGACGCAAAGUACUCUGCUGCCGACGGCGAUGGGCCCGCCGCGGGACUUCUGGCAGCAUAUCGCUACGACGCGUGGGCGUACUGGGUCGUGUUGGCGUGCGAUUACCCGCUGAUCCCGGCAGAAGCCUUCUUCCACCUGUUUGUCAAGCGCGACGCUGUGCCUGUGACGUGUUUCCGCACUGCGGAAGGGGUAUGCGAGCCGCUGCUGGCGAUCUGGGCGCCGCCUGCGCUGUCGCGGCUGGCGGAGCGGGUCGCGCGGGGGCAUCCGCGGCCCGAGGAGACGGCGAGGGAGCUUGACGGGUUGAUGGUUGAUGCGCCGGCGGGGUGCGAGUGGUGGUUGACGAAUGUGAAUACGAUGGAGGAGUGGGUGAAGGCUGUGGAGGAAAUGAAGUUGGGGCCGCCAGGGAGAGGGGAGAUUGCGCCGGAGGGUAUUGUGGGGGAUGUUGUGUAGGAAAUUAAACUUCACCACUCUGAUUAACAUAUUGAUAUUCGAGCGUUGAUAUGCC
This is a messenger RNA of Colletotrichum acutatum, 1267 nucleotides long. Its product is annotated as MobA-like NTP transferase domain-containing protein. Gene Ontology annotation, molecular function: nucleotidyltransferase activity. Bases 460 to 1212 code for a protein of 250 amino acids. Gene Ontology annotation, biological process: Mo-molybdopterin cofactor biosynthetic process. Lineage: Eukaryota; Fungi; Ascomycota; Sordariomycetes; Glomerellales; Glomerellaceae. The record is from RefSeq and is a predicted model, not a curated record. The transcript has a single exon.